GUUUUUGAUGGACAGUUGGGUCCAGCCAGUCAGUGGUUACGGGCCGACAUGUUGAAGAUAUUUCUGUGAUCGUACGCGGUAGGUCUAACGCGUGAUUUUUCAUGCGUCUUUUGUGCGUGUUCAAUAUAUAAGAAGUGUUUUUGGAUUGCGACGCUACAUGUGAAGUGUCGAGUGAAACAAGCCUGCUUGUGCCUGGUUUACCCGGCCCAGCAAACAUGAGCUGGGGUACAGAGCUCUGGGUAAAUCGUGCAAAGAUGUCUCCACGUGACGUGUAUUUUACAUGUUUCAUUCAGAAGGCUCGGUCAGGAUAUGAAUGAGAAUUCGUCAGAGGAAGAAGUAACAGGUCGAGAUUGUAUGGUAGAGGCGAUUCAUGUGCCUGAUAAUAUGGGUAGAACCGAUGGAUCCUUGGUCUGAUGGUGUUCGACCAGUCGCGGGUGCACAGUUGCGGCAACAGAGUCCAGUUUCACUUUUCGUGCCGAGCUGCUAAACGGCCAGAAAUCUUUCUACCGGCAGCCUUGCGAAAUCUCUCAUUGUCCCGAGGACCAGUACGAGAAUCUAUCCCUGCAUACGCAAAAAGGGAUAGAGUUCCUCGAAAGGUACGGCCAUUUCAUUCGCGAUCGAUGCGCCAUCGAGGUGGAAUAUGCGGCUAAACUCAGACGUCUUGUGAAGAGCUAUCAACCUAAGAAGAAAGAGGAGGAGGAUUAUCAAUACAGUCCAUGUCGAGCGUUCAAGAUGGAGUUGAAUGAGGUAAACGAUCAGGCAGGACAGAGGGAGGUGAUCGCGGAGAAUUUGCAAGCAAACGUACUAAGGGAAUUGAAUAUUCUCGUCAAGGAUUUUAAGGAGGAUCGUAAAAAACAUCUGCAAGAAGGGGCCAGAUUAAUGGCAAAUUUGACCGGUCAGAUUGGAAAUUUGGAGCGUGCUAGGAAAGCGUAUGAAAAAGCUUUUCGUGAGGCGGAAAGAGCAGUUGAGAAUUAUCAGAGAGCAGAUGCUGAUUUGAAUCUUUCAAGAGCGGAAGUCGAGAAGCAGAGGAUGAAUAUGACUUUAAAAACUCAGCAGAGUGAGGAAGCCAAGACAGAAUAUGCGAAUCAAUUGCAGAAAACAAAUGACAUGCAAACAUUGCAUUAUCACACGGCUAUGCCAGAAGUGUUUCAACAUCUUCAGGAGCUUGAUGAAAAGAGAAUAAAAAAUAUGCGAAACUACAUGCUAAAGUCUGUGGAAAUAGAACGAGCAGUGGCACCGAUAAUCGCUCAAUGUUUAGACGGUAUUGAAAAAGCAGCAAACGAGAUCAAUGAGAAAAAAGACACAUUAUUGGUAAUCGAACGUUACAAAAGCGGUUUCCAACCUCCAGGAGAUUUUCCGUUCGAAGAUCUUUCUGUGGCUAAAACGUAUGAUAGCAAUAGUCAGCUAUCACAGCCUGUAAUGCAACCAAUACACAAUCAUCAUCUGACAGUGAAGGGUACUGUUUCUGGUAGUAAAAUUAAGAAGAGGGUCGGGCUGUUCGGCAUAUUUAGUAGCAAUAAGAAGUUGAUCGAGGUGGGCAUAACUUUGAAGAAUAAUGUGCCCGGAUAUGGUGAUGGUGCGAAGGAGGACUGCAGCGAUCUACCACCGAAUCAACGCAAGAAAAGACUUCAACAAAGGUUGGACGAAAUUCAAGCAAAAAUUCAACAAGAGACUGCGGCAAGGGAUGGUUUGAUGAAGAUGAAAGGGGUAUACGAGCAAAAUCCUGCAUUAGGCGAUCCAAUGAGCAUAGAAGGACAGUUGAAUCAAUCUAGCAAUAAACUGGAUAAACUCGGUGCAGAAUUGGCAAAAUUCCAAGGUUAUCUCGAAGAAGCAAUGCGCGCCGGCGUCAGUUUAUCCAGUCCCAGUCAAGCACCACGAAAACCAACUAGUAAUGGUUCCGCAACAAGACCGCUGAGUUCAAGAAGAUCCAGUCAUUCGGGAGGAGAGGAAAGUCUUUCGAGAUCAGCAUCUGAUUCCAGUGUGAGCAAUGCGAAUGCUAAUCAACCGAUACAUAAGAAAAGUGCUCCGGGUACGCCGCAGCCGACACAUGGUUCCACGAAUAGCCCGGAAUCUGGUCUUGGAGAAUCGAGGACAUCCCUUCCUGGUAGUGGUGGCGAAGAAUAUUAUGUUGAUGAAAUUGAUGCUCAACCACCGUUAGGAACAUGUAGGGCUCUUUAUCCUUUCGAUGCAACUAGCGAAGGUUCUAUACCAAUGUAUGAUGGAGAAGAAUUAUAUAUGAUUGAAUUAGAUCAAGGAGAUGGAUGGACGCGUGUACGGCGUAUUUCACAACCAAUCGAAGGCUUUGUACCUACAUCUUACAUAGAGUGUCAUCUCUAUAAUACUUAGCCAUUUCUUUUAGGACGUUAAACAAUUGAGAAGUGGGGAAAUUUUCAAGAUUAUUUAUGCUAUUAGUUCAAUACGGUAUACUGAACGAUUAAAAAUAGCAAUUCACGAAAAUUGGAGGUUCUAUGUUGAGGAUUUGGUGUUGAUUGAAUGGCACUAGUUUUCAGGAUGUAUUCUGGUCAAAUCAUGGGUCUAAUCCCAUAAAAAUGUCACUGAUAUAAGUGAAAAUUAAUAUGUGCCAAUACUUUGAUUUUUGGGAGAAAAUCUCACGACUUGUUAAAGAUUCAGUCAAUUGUUCAUCCAACAUACCUCUUUUUAGCUUCUAUCAAGUUCAUUAAACAAGAAAGAACAAAGAGAAAAUAAGUUUCAUUUUUAAUAUCUAAUUUCUUUUAUACAAAAGUGAUCAAGAUGUUCAACUCACUUAAAUAUUAAAUAUAGUAAGAAUAGUAAGAUCCUUCAACUAUUUAGAAUGCUGUUAUGCCCAAUUUUAAAGAGAUUUUGUCAUACACGUACGAAAUACAAUAGCAUUUUUCUAAGAAAAAUGCUAAAAGCACCUGAUCACUUGGAUGACUAACAAUAUGUUUUUGUAAUUUAGAUAUGCACAAGUGAACAAUUUGCAACUUCAUUAUUGAAAGUAUAAUAAAAAUAAUAAAUAUCUGUCGUAUAAUACACACACACACAUACACAAAUAUUAUAUGUAUAACAUAUGCUCCGCCUACAUGUCACGGAUAAAAUUACGAUUGUUGUAAUGACAUGAAGAUAUAUGUAUUUUUUUUUUUUAUUAAUUUUGUUGUAAAGCAGGCAACUCACGAAUAGAUUCACACUAUCUCCGCUGAAGUUCAAGAAACUGUUCAAUUUCAGUGCUUUUAGAAUAAAUUUUUAUCCAAAUGAUUUAUAUAUAAAUAUUACAAAAAAUGUUUAUUUGUUUUAAUAUAUCAAUAUUUGUUUCUUGCUUUUGCUGAUGAUAGGAAGGUGAUGUCGCUUCUUUACAAUUAUUUUUGAGUCGUUUUUUGACUUUUAUUGUUAUAUAAGUAUAUUAAUUGAUGUUAGUGUUUUUUUUUUCUUUUUUUUUUUUAAUGCAACUAGAAGGUGAUUAGGUGGUGCUCUGUACAGCAAGUAGAUUCCGAGUAUUGAUCGGCUAAGUUUUGUUUAUGAUAUUGCCUGGAUGUGAAUUUAGUUAAGAUAUAUUGUGUACAUAUUGCAAGGGAUAUGGGAGAAGAAACGAAAUGUAUGGUACGUGUGUGAGUGCCAGGUUCGAUAUGUAUUGUGCGAAGUGAUGAAUUUAUUUCCAUUGCAUAUAAAUACGAAAUAGUGACGUUGAAUUAUUAUUUUUUUUUUUCUCCCUUUUUUUUUUUUUUUAUAAAUAUAAGAAAAAAAACGUCUCUAUUUCGGCUAUUUUGGAAAAAAAUUCUUAGCUUCUCAGUUACAAAGCUAGAUUCGUCCUAGAUUCGAUUGCGAUGUAUCAAAAUCGUGUAGUCGUAUAUAUGCUCGCGUAUUAAAAAUAUGUAUAUGUAUAUAUAUAUAAAAUCUAUAAUCACUCAUUAAAGUAUAGCCUCGAUAUAUAAGGUACGAAAGUACAUAAAUUAAAUAACAUCAAUAGCCUUCUUCUCAGCCGCAAUUGUUGCCUAUUCGGUGUAAUUUCUUUGACUCUUUAACAUUACAAUUUUAACUGUAAGUUUUGCUGCAUUUUGCAAUCGAUCGUAAACGAUGCGUCUCGUGUUUUCACGAUUUUUUUAUAAUUUAUCCUUAAUCGUCAAAGAAUAAGCAUCGAGAACUUUUAGAUUUUGCGAGGGUCGACAGUAUUUUCGCAUGCGGUCUUUGAUGUUGAUAGAAAAUUAAUCGCAAUAUUUUUUGCUCGUUGAUAGGCUGUAUCACUUUAUGAAAGUGAAAAGAGAAAAUCAUUAGAUAAUGAUGAAAAGAAAAAAAGAAAUGAUAUCCUUACGUCUACCUUAAUUCUUAACAUUCAACUGCGUCCAUUCUAUGUAUAUUUUGUGAUUUUAUAUCCAUGAACAAGUAUUGUAGAUAAUUAACUCCGUGACUCAUUAUACGUUUAAUUAUUAUUAUUA
Messenger RNA from Apis mellifera (honey bee), 4409 nucleotides. RefSeq names its product formin-binding protein 1-like (gene Cip4). Gene Ontology annotation, biological process: signal transduction. Lineage: Eukaryota; Metazoa; Arthropoda; Insecta; Hymenoptera; Apidae. Gene Ontology annotation, molecular function: protein binding. The coding region runs from base 733 to 2346 and encodes 537 amino acids. The record is from RefSeq and is a predicted model, not a curated record. The transcript is spliced from 12 exons.